AGUAAAAAUAAUAUUAAAUAUAAACAAAGAGGGUCAUUUAUUCUAUUUUUUUUCCAACACGGCAAAUAUAAAUAAAUCAAACAUAUAGUCAUAGUGUGUUAAUGCAUUAAUUGAAGAGCAUGGAAGGAGAAAGAAGGAAGAGAAAAAUAUUGGAAGAGGAAGAAGAAGAAAAUGAAGAUGAAAAAAUGGAGAAGUUCUUUGCUUUGAUAAAGAGCACAAGAGAUCUACUAUCUAAACCAAAUAAAAAAGUUGAUGAAGAAAAAAAGGAAAAGGGUAUUUGGAAUCCAACGUUUCAAAUAGAAGAUUUCAUUGGUUGUGAAGAGUUAAGAAAGAGUAGUAAUGUUUCUGUUGAUGCUAAAGCUGGUUCUUCAUGGGAGAAAGAAAAAGAGGUUUUGAUGAUAGUAGAGAAAGAAUGCGUAGAAGAAGCAGCUGCAACAACUUUUGCAGCAGAUGCAUCAGAAGACCAAAAUGAAGAGAAAGAGAAAACAAGUGAUAAUGGUUUAGACUUGAAUCUUUCUUUGUAAUAGCACCAUACUAUAUCAUGGAUUCAUUUGUAUUUAACAUCACCAUUUUAGAUCCAAUGUAUGUGUGAAAAUUAUUACUUGAA
This is a messenger RNA of Lathyrus oleraceus (garden pea), 607 nucleotides long. RefSeq lists its product as uncharacterized. Bases 120 to 524 code for a protein of 134 amino acids. Gene Ontology annotation, biological process: regulation of systemic acquired resistance. The transcript has a single exon. The record is from RefSeq and is a predicted model, not a curated record. NCBI's taxonomy places the organism in Eukaryota, Viridiplantae, Streptophyta, Magnoliopsida, Fabales, Fabaceae.